Molecule: messenger RNA, 1929 nt
Organism: Closterium sp. Yama58-4
Lineage: Eukaryota; Viridiplantae; Streptophyta; Zygnematophyceae; Desmidiales; Closteriaceae
Source: the annotation of a GenBank genome assembly
AUGGCUAGUCCUCCAGUUCUAGCUUUCGAUGCCGAGGGCCGUCCAGUGAAGUUCGAAACCUGGCUAGAUGACCUGCACCUGUUCCUACAGCUCACUGCCAAGGAAGAUAUCUCACUGUACGACCACGCCCUAGGCCAUGCCACUGCCCCUGACUCGACUGCUGACAGCACUCUGCGUUCCCAGUGGCAGACCCGUGAUGCGCACGCUCGCUUUGCUAUUCGCAACUCCCUGCCGCUAGACGAGCGCGAGCACUUCGGCCAGUGCAAGACUGCUAAGGACCUCUACACCGCUGUAGUUGCCCGCUACUCCUCACCCGCUUCUGCCACGCUAGGCCGCCUCACUCUCCCCUACCUGUUCCCCGACCUAGCCUCCUUUCACACUGUCGCAGACCUCAUCACCCACCUUAAGACUAGUGAGGCCCGCUUUCGCGCUGCUAUGCCUGCCGAGUUUCUCACUAGCAACCCCCCCCCGCUCUGGAUCACUCUCUACCACAUCGUCACCCGCCUCCCUGACUCUCUGCGCGCAGUCAGGGACCACUUCCUCUCUCGCUCCCCCACUGAGCUCACUGUUGCCCUCCUCGAGAAGGAACUGCUUGCAGCUGAGGCGAGUAUCGUCGCUGUAGGCACCUCUCGUGGCGACCCCCGCACCCCGUUCUUUGAGGGGUGUUCCCCUUCCCCCCUCCUCCCCUCUGUCGCCUCUGCUGCUGCUGUCGACCUUCUUGGUGCUGAGAAGGUCGGGACCGCGUCUGCUUCGAGCGGGCGCCGCAGGAACAAGGGGGGCAGGGGUGGGGGUGGCGGCGGAGGAGGUGGGGGUGGAGGCGGUGGGAGUGGAGGCGCGGCUGGGGAGACUAGUGGCGGCAGUGGGGGAGGAGACAGCAGCGGUGGGAGUGGUGGCGGAGGCGGCGGCGGAGGCGGAGGUGGUCGUGGCGGCGGCAGGGGUGGAGGUGGCCGGGGCGGCGGCGGUGGGGGUGGUGGUCGUGGAGGCACUGGCGGAGGGCAGAGUCAGCAGCCCGCCCCGACGCUUCAGGCCGCCCGUGAGUGGUAUGCGCAGCGUGGCUUUACCUGCACGUACGUCAUUCGCACAGGUGACCGCAGCGGCCAGCAGUGUGGGAGGCCGCACCCCACGCAGCGCUGCUUCGCGCGCCUUACCGACGCGUGGCGCACUCAGUUUCCUGCUGCCACUGAGCUGCCGCGCUGGGCUGAUCUGGAAAAGAGGGGUGUUGAUAUUUGGGCUUUAGACUUUGAUGCUAUUCUCACUGCCAUGUAUGCAAUGUCUCUUAGUGGAGAGGGUGCUCAGUACUUGCGUGUUCCGCCCGACCCGGGCAUUCAGGCCAGUCCGGCUGCCGCUCUAGGUGCUAGUGCGUCUGCUCCCACAGGUCCUGGUGAGGCUGCAGCCCUAGGUGCUAGUGCGUCCGUGCCCCCUGGUACUGAGUCGACUGCAGCACUGCACACCUUCAUACUGGACUCAGGUGCUUCUCGCUCCUUCUUUCGUGACCGCACUGUCCUUGAGCCACUCGCUCGGCCAGUUGCUGUCUCCCUUGCUGACCCCUCUGGGGGUCCGGUCAUUGCGACCUCCUCCACUGUCCUUCCUUGUCCGGCGGUCCCGUCCGGCACGCUGUCAGGUCUCUACCUCCCCUCGUUCUCCACGAACUUGGUGGCAGGUAGUGCGCUCCAGGACGGGGGUGUUCACCAGUUCACCCCCGCCUACGAGCGCGUGACACACUGCACGUAUGCUCGGACGGGUCGCCACCUGGCUACCUUCACUCGGCAGCCGGGGUCGGACCUUUACACACUGACCACUGAGUCCCCUCAGGUAGCUGCGUCCGCGUCUACGUCUGCGUCAGGUCAGCUGUCCGCCCCCUGCUCUCUGGCGCAUGAGACUGUCCUUUGGCACCACCGCCUUGGUCACCCGCCUUGGCACCAACGCUGA